GAGAGUCUAUAAUUUUAAUGAGAAAUCUGGUUUGAAUUAUUCGGUUUUUGUGCCCUAAUCUCUACUGUAUUUGAGAUGUUACAAGCAGAAUGCAUGAUAGUAGCAGCCAGAGAAACACAGGGAAGGCCAUGCCAUGGUGCACAAUGGUGUAUUGUGACACACCAACUUUUGAAUACAUGGCAUUUAUAACUUAUAACCAUCCUUUCUUUAACGUACUGAAAUACUUCAAUGUCUUGGACUAUGGUGCUGUUGCCGAUGGAAAGUCGGAGAAUAGUCCGGCAUUCUUGAAGGCAUGGGAGGAUGCAUGUAGAUACCCAGGAAAGAGUAGGGUUUUGAUACCAAAAGGGACAUUCAAGAUCUGGUCAACCACGUUUUCGGGACCGUGCAAUGGGUCAAUUUCGUUUGUAAUCAAAGGAGUUGUUAAGGCUCCAGUAAAUCCAGGAGAGUUCAUGAACAUGGAUACAUGGCUAGGGUUCCGAUAUCUGGAUAGGUUGUCGGUGAACGGCGGUGGGUAUUUGGACGGCCAAGGCCAGGCUGCUUGGCCCCAUAAUGACUGCUCCACCAAUCCCAAUUGCUCUCCUCUUCCAGUUUCAUUGAGGUUUGAUUUUGUGAACAAUGCAAAAAUAAAUCAUUUGAGGUCAAUAAACAGCAAGAACACACAUUUCAACUUGUUCGCGUGCAACAACGUAAACAUCAGCCGCGUGAGGCUAACCGCCCCCGGCGACAGCCCCAACACCGACGGAAUCCGCAUCGGAGCUUCCACCAACGUCAAGAUCACCACUUCCCUCAUCCAAACCGGCGACGACUGCGUCGCCAUGGUCACCGGCGCCAAGAACAUCGUCGUCAGCAACGUCACCUGCGGCCCCGGCCACGGCAUCAGCAUCGGCAGCCUCGGAAAAUCCCGAGGAGAGUUUGUCUCCGACGUUAAAGUCAUCAACUGCACUUUCAUCGGCACGCAAAACGGUGCGAGGAUCAAAACCUGGGCCGCCGGUUCCAUGCCUAGUACGGUUUCCAAUGUGUUCUUUGGUUACAUUAAUAUGCAGCAUGUCAACAACCCUAUCCUCAUUGAUCAAACCUACUGCCCCGGCCUUCCUUUUUGCAGCGAUUUAGGGAAACAUUCGUCACUAGUUCAGAUAAAGGACGUGACGUUUUACAACAUCUGGGGGACGUCGUCUUCAAAGGUGGCGGUAGCCUUGAAAUGUAGUGCAAAGGAGCCAUGUCAGAACAUCAUCCUCAACAACAUCUACUUGAGUUACGAUGGCCGAGGAGGGCCGGCGAUUUCGGAAUGUUCGAAUAUAAAUGGCAGAUCCUAUGGGAGACAGUACCCUCACAGUUGUUUGUAGGUUUCAUUUUUUGAGUUGACUGUCGUUAUUAUUAUUUAUUAGUAGAUCCAAACUAUAUACACUUAUAAUAAUAUUUUGCAAUGUUGUACGUUUUGUAUGGACGAGGACGACAUGAUAAGAAUUAUUUUAAUAUAUUACAUCAUUUGUCCUA
Molecule: messenger RNA, 1494 nt
Organism: Ipomoea triloba (trilobed morning glory)
Lineage: Eukaryota; Viridiplantae; Streptophyta; Magnoliopsida; Solanales; Convolvulaceae
Product: exopolygalacturonase-like
Exons: 5
Coding region: 90-1343 (417 amino acids)
Biological process (GO): carbohydrate metabolic process
Molecular function (GO): polygalacturonase activity
Source: RefSeq, a predicted model, not a curated record